AUGUUUUCUUCCUCUCACCAGCGUACUGCCACCGGAGAGGCACAGGUCGCCGAGCAGCGCCGCAGACGGCGCAAGCACCGCAGCACGGCGCCGCAGCGGCAGCAGCAGCAGCACGAGGAGGAGCAGCAGCAGAAGCAGCAUGAGCAGCUCGACGACCCGCUGGGCUUUCUGACGCGCAUCACCGUACGCGCCGCGCCGCCCGCCGACGGCAAGCGCUGCGCGUCGCUCGACGGGCCGCCCACAGAUGAGUCCUCUGGCGACGAGGCCGGCGCCGCCGGGCCGCGGUCGCCCAAGGCGGUGCAGCCGCUGGCGUACGCGGCGGUUGGGGCGCUCACUGCAUACUAUGGCAUCAAGGGCAUACUCGGGGGCUACCAGCAGCUGCGCCGCCGCAACCUCCGGGCCCUCAUCCGCACCGUGUCGCCCGUCCUCGGGUCCCUCGGCGCGACCUACUGGCUCGACUUCGGCUCCCUCCUCGGCGCCCACCGCGAGGGUGACGUCAUCGCCCACGACAACGACGCCGAUGUCGUCGUGCUCAACCCCGACUGGGACGAACUGCUCGUGGCGCUGCGCGCGGCCCUGCCGCAGUACCGCGUGUUUUUCGUGGUCCCCAGCGAGGACCGCAGCAUACGCUGGAUCCGGCUGCUGAACGGCGUGGGGGUGAUGGACGUGUACGGCGCGUUCGACGGCGGCGCGGCGGCGCCGGGCAUGGUGGGCGGCCCUUCCUGA
Monoraphidium neglectum is the source of this 726-nucleotide messenger RNA. RefSeq lists its product as hypothetical. The record is from RefSeq and is a predicted model, not a curated record. The transcript has 2 exons. Lineage: Eukaryota; Viridiplantae; Chlorophyta; Chlorophyceae; Sphaeropleales; Selenastraceae. Bases 1 to 726 code for a protein of 241 amino acids.